CACACACACACACACACACACACACACAUGCUCACAGCAUCUUCUGACUGAUGACAAAGGAACCUCUGGGGGGACGUGCCGCGCGUGACCGCGUCCUCUGCGUUGUGCUGCUGCAGAGUCAGACAGACAGGAGGCGGCAGACAGACAGGUCAGUCUCGGUGUGUGUAGGAGGAUGCGCGCGGCGGACAGCAGCAGCUCGCGGUGAGUCGGUACCGGGAGGCAGAGCAGCGCGCGCAGCGGAGAGAUGAGCAGCUCGUGGGGAACCGAGCUGUGGGAUCAGUUCGAUAAUCUGGAAAAACACACAAGCUGGGGAAUCGACUUUCUGGAGAAAUACACCAAGUUUGUUAAAGAGAGAGCUGAGAUCGAGCUAAGCUACGCUAAACAAAUCAGGAGUCUGUCCAAGAAGUAUCACCCUAAGAGAAGCAGAGGAGAUGAGAGCAGGUACACCUGGUGUUUGGCGUUCGCUGCGACUCUCCAUCAGUUGAGUGAAGUCGCAGUACAGAGAGAGGAACUUGCUGAAAACCUGAACUCACAGAUCGUCUGUGAUUUGACACGAUUCACUCACGAGCUGAAGACUGAGAGGAAAACACAUUUCCAAGAUGGCCGCCGUGCCCAACAGCACAUUGAGAGCUCAUGGAAACAGUUGGAGUCUAGUAAACGUCGGUUUGAGCGUGACUGUAAAGAGGCGGAACGAGCUCAACAGGUCUCCGACCGAAUCGACCUCGACAACAAGACGGACGGAGAAAAGCGUUGUUCACUCAAGGUGAGACGGUGAUUCUAGUUUUCUGCUGGUUUCAGGCUCGUCACAACGGCUCAACAUAAACAACAAGCAGCUGAAGAGUCCAGGAAAGACUACCUGACCAGUUUAAACCAGUUUAACCAGGACCAGCACCAGCACUACCACACACUGGUACCAGUCAUAUACCAGCGUGUCCAGGACAUGGAGGAGCGACGGAUCGAGAGAAUCUGUGAAUCGAUGCGUUCGUCAGCAGAAGCUGAAAGGAAAGUUCUUCCUGUGGUCAGUGGCUGUUUGGACGCCAUGAUGGACGCUGCUGAGAGCAUCCAGCCCAGGAUGGACACCCGCCAAGUGGUGGAAGUGUACAAAUCGGGGUUCGACCCUCCAGGUGAUGUCGAGUUUGAGGAUUACAGCGCCACCAUGAGGAGGAGCAUCUCUGAAUCCAGUUACCUUGACAACCGGACUGAGGGCCGGAGACAUGGCAGGAAGUUGUGGCCCUUCUUACGAAAGAACAAAUUGUUGACCCUCCUCUCCUCCCCCCGGCAGCCCCCCCCUCCACCCCCAACCUCACCUUCACCUGGUGACGUGGGUAACUGUCCACAGUCUCCACCCCCUGCCUCACGAGACCCAAUCGCACAGCGACUGAAUGACCUCAUGACCUCUGGUUCAAGAACCAGGAAGCAGUGUCUGCGCAGCCUGAAGAGAGGGCUGUCUCUCAAACUGGGCUCAAGUCCUGCAGACUGUAGUCACCUUUCUCCUGAACAAAGAAGGAAAAAACUUCAGACCAAAAUCAACAACAUCAACGAAGAGAUACAGAACGAGAGAGAGCAGAGGACGGCUCUGAUGAAGAUGAAAAGUGUGUAUGAACACACACCUCAAGGUGACUUGAGCAGCUUAGAUUCUCGACUUGAAGAAGUGAAACAGAAUCUUCAAAGACUUGACGACGAGCUGCAGAGGAAUCAGGCGUGGUUGUCAGAGGUGGACAGCAGCCUGUCUGAUCAGAGCAGUAGAAGACAGAGUGGAGGUUGUGGGUUAAAUUCCCAGGCGACACCGCCAGGCAGCAGCAGCUUGAAAAAGCUGGACAACCGCAGUCCAGCCAGCAGAGAGAGUCCUGACGGCAGUUACACUGAGGACCACAGUGCUGAGCUUCACUUCAAGUCUCGUAGUUCAGAGUUUGAUGAAGACUUUGAUGAUGAAGAACCAUUACCCAGCAUUGCCACUUGCAGGUCUCUAUACCCGUUUCAAGGUCAGAAUGAAGGCACUCUUUCAAUGGUGGAGGGAGAACUACUCUCUGUGGUGGAGGAAGACAAAGGAGAUGGCUGGACCAGAGUACGGAGGAAUCUGGAGGAGGAGGGAUAUGUCCCUACCUCUUACAUCAAAGUCUUCCUGGACACCAGCGCCAAAGGCUUUGUGCAGAGUAGUCGUCUAGUCUAGCACAGUAAUCGACCAAUGAGGACAUCUCGCCACAGGAAGUGAUGUAAAGGAAAGAGCUCAGAGGAAGUGUGGUAACAGCUUUUCAUUUGACAGUUUAAUGCUUCAGAUAUUUCGACCAAUCAGCUCACAGAUGAUUGUCAACUCAUGCUAGUCAAAACAAAACAAAAAAUUACAAUCAUAUAUUAGACCCCAACAAGUAAAGUGUUCCUGUGACCUUCUGGUUAGAGGGCAACCGCCCUACCCCUCAGCCACAUCCGCCCAUAUUCGACUGGUGUGAAGGUUUGAUGAUAUAUUAGACUGAUCCCAAACUCAGAUCAGACAUAAGACAAAUGAGUUUAUUAAAGAUGUUGAUUAUUUGUUGUGAUUAUUGAUCAGUCUGACUGUGACUAGGUUUUCAGUUUUAAUCCAUAAAAACAUCAGUUAAAUUGAUUACUUAGUAAAUCAAUCAGUAUUGAUCCGUGAGCUAAUCAAUAACAUGAAACUGAUACAUUUCCUGACGUCUUAAGAAAAUUACUAAAAUCCUGAUUUAACUAUUUAUUUCUCAUGGUGAUUAAAUGUGUGAUCAGAAUCAGAAUCAGGUUUCUAUGAUUUAUUCAUUUAUUUUCAGAUUCACUGACAAAUAGAUAUCAGGGGUUAAUGUUAGUGUUUAAAAUAUUUUAUUUAACUUGGACACGUUUUAUUUUUCAGAAUUUUUCAGAAUUUUACUUUUUAAUGGUUAUAAAUUAAUGGAUGAAAAUAAUUCUUCCUGUGGGAAUGAAAAAUAAGUGCAUUUGUGAUGUGACCCUAUGCUCCAGGUGGUACAUCCCUGUGAUGUCACAGUAAAGCUCUGCUCUACAGACUGAUGUCACGUUACACUGUAAAAUUGGUUAAAAACAUUUGAACACUUCCUGUUAACCUGCUGACAUUAACCCAGCCCCUCAGAUGUAACAGCCUGUAUUAGCCCAGCCCAUCAUGUUAAUUAAUUCUGUGAAAUGUUAAACUUUUAUUUUAAAGUGAGAUAUUGAUCAGUUAUUGAUUCUUUUUUGAUGGAGACACGAAAAGUAUCUUUUCAACUUCCUGUAUUUUCGGUUUCAA
This is a messenger RNA of Platichthys flesus (European flounder), 3244 nucleotides long. Its product is annotated as formin-binding protein 1-like. Lineage: Eukaryota; Metazoa; Chordata; Actinopteri; Pleuronectiformes; Pleuronectidae. The transcript has 18 exons. Gene Ontology annotation, molecular function: protein binding. Gene Ontology annotation, biological process: signal transduction. The record is from RefSeq and is a predicted model, not a curated record.